This is a messenger RNA of Macadamia integrifolia, 1160 nucleotides long. RefSeq lists its product as uncharacterized. The record is from RefSeq and is a predicted model, not a curated record. Lineage: Eukaryota; Viridiplantae; Streptophyta; Magnoliopsida; Proteales; Proteaceae. Bases 66 to 977 code for a protein of 303 amino acids. The transcript has 5 exons.
ACGUUACGUUACAACUGGUCGCGAAGUAAGGCGUAGGCUUAAAAAGUUACGCAACCGGUGCAGGUAUGGCCAACGCAGCAGCAGUCUACGCUACUAGCUCACUUCGACACCAUUGGAGAAGGCCAUCAUCAUCCAUCAGGGUUAGGGCAUCGACAUCCAUGGCCGCUACCCCUUCCACCACCACCACUACCAGUGUUGUUCCUGCAAUUAUCGUCGGAGGUGGACGUGUAGGAAAAGCCUUGCAGAGCAUGGGUACCGGCAAUGAUGUUCUUGUGAAGAGAGGUGAAUCAGCGCCUCUUGAUUUCCCUGGACCCAUCUUAGUCUGCACCAGAAAUGACGAUCUUGAAGCUGUGCUUCAAUCCACUCCUCAGUCUCGCUGGAACGAUUUGGUUUUCUUCCAGAAUGGAAUGCUUGAUCCUUGGCUCCAGAGUAAAGGCCUUGAGAAUGCAGACCAGGUAUUGGCAUAUUUCGCCAUCUCUAAGCUCGGUGAACCUCCCAUUGAUGGUAUUACAGAUACCAAUCCAGAGGGCUUGACUGCUGCUUAUGGCAAAUGGGCUUCUGCUGUAGCUGCAAGAUUACAGUCUGGUGGCCUUUCUUGCAAGGUGCUGGACAAGGAAGCUUUCCAGAAACAGAUGUUGGAGAAAUUGAUAUGGAUAUGUGCUUUCAUGCUUGUUGGAGCUAGGCAUCCGGGAGCCACUGUAGGGGUUGUGGAGAAGGAAUACCGUUCUGAGGUUGGUAGCCUCAUUUCAGAACUUGCUUCAGCUGCAGCGGCAGAGAAGGGUCUAGUGUUUGAAGAAGCCAUGGAGGAGAGGUUAUGUGCUUAUUCAAGAGCAGUUGCACAUUUUCCAACUGCUGUGAAAGAGUUCAAAUGGAGGAAUGGAUGGUUCUAUUCGCUCACCGAGAAGGCACUUGCCAAAGGGAAAUCAGACCCAUGCCCUUUACAUACAGCAUGGCUCAAGGAGCUGAAAAUUGUGUAAGAGAGAUAUUUUCAUAUGUUGUUUCCAAUCUACUUCAACUGCCUUGAACUAUUAAUGAGAAGAGUAGUUGAUUGAUGUCCUCUACAUUCUCUUUGGCCAACAUGCAGUGUCCCUCAGAAUUGUAACUUAUAAUACUCUAGAGGCUUUAUAAAAUCCAAUGCAACUAGUAUUUUGUUCUCUUCA